AUGGCUAGUCCAAAUUCUAUUUGUGAUUCAACAUCUGAAACAAUCUCUAACGAUUCAUCUUGUUUCUCAUUGAAAGUUAUCGAUACUGUCGAUUUAAAUGUUCAACAACAUCAACAGGAUCAUCAGAAUGAUCUUAAUCUUCAAUCAAGUAUGAAUUUGACAAGUAGUAAGACUGAGAAUAUCAAUACUACUACUACUACUACUACUACUACUACUACUACUACUACUACUACUACUACUACUACUACUACUACUACUACUACUACUACUACUACUACUACUACUACUACUACUACUACUACUACUACUACUACUACUACUACUACUACUACUACUACUACUACUACUACUACUACUACUACUACUACUACUACUACUACUACUACUACUACUACUACUACUACUACUACUACUACUACUACUACUACUACUACUACUACUACUACUACUACUACUACUACUACUACUACUACUACUACUACUACUACUACUACUACUACUACUACUACUACUACUACUACUACUACUACUACUACUACUACUACUACUACUACUACUACUACUACUACUACUACUACUACUACUACUACUACUACUACUACUACUACUACUACUACUACUACUACUACUACUACUACUACUACUACUACUACUACUACUACUACUACUACUACUACUACUACUACUACUACUACUACUACUACUACUACUACUACUACUACUACUACUACUACUACUACUACUACUACUACUACUACUACUACUACUACUACUACUACUACUACUACUACUACUACUACUACUACUACUACUACUACUACUACUACUACUACUACUACUACUACUACUACUACUACUACUACUACUACUACUACUACUACUACUACUACUACUACUACUACUACUACUACUACUACUACUACUACUACUACUACUACUACUACUACUACUACUACUACUACUACUACUACUACUACUACUACUACUACUACUACUACUACUACUACUACUACUACUACUACUACUACUACUACUACUACUACUACUACUACUACUACUACUACUACUACUACUACUACUACUACUACUACUACUACUACUACUACUACUACUACUACUACUACUACUACUACUACUACUACUACUACUACUACUACUACUACUACUACUACUACUACUACUACUACUACUACUACUACUACUACUACUACUACUACUACUACUACUACUACUACUACUACUACUAUACUACUACUACUACUACUACUACUACUACUACUACUACUACUACUACUACUACUACUACUACUACUACUACUACUACUACUACUACUACUACUACUACUACUACUACUACUACUACUACUACUACUACUACUACUACUACUACUACUACUACUACUACUACUACUACUACUACUACUACUACUACUACUACUACUACUACUACUACUACUACUACUACUACUACUACUACUACUACUACUACUACUACUACUACUACUACUACUACUACUACUACUACUACUACUACUACUACUACUACUACUACUACUACUACUACUACUACUACUACUACUACUACUACUACUACUACUACUACUACUACUACUACUACUACUACUACUACUACUACUACUACUACUACUACUACUACUACUACUACUACUACUACUACUACUACUACUACUACUACUACUACUACUACUACUACUACUACUACUACUACUACUACUACUACUACUACUACUACUACUACUACUACUACUACUACUACUACUACUACUACUAUAA
Molecule: messenger RNA, 1794 nt
Organism: Schistosoma curassoni
Lineage: Eukaryota; Metazoa; Platyhelminthes; Trematoda; Strigeidida; Schistosomatidae
Source: the annotation of a GenBank genome assembly